CCGCGCAGGCGCAGUGCUGACAGCCACGGCCAGACUCGGUGCAGCAUUCUGAUCAGGAGCGGCUUGAACGGGCGUCGCUUUCACAUCUCAACCUGAGCCACAGGGAUCGCAAAUUAAUUUGCCGUCUCUUAUCCGCAAUCCACCCAAAACCAUGUCUGUCGGCAGUGACUUUGGCAACCCGUUAAGAAAAUUUAAACUCGUCUUUCUCGGGGAGCAAAGCGUUGGGAAGACCUCUCUGAUCACACGGUUCAUGUAUGACAGCUUCGACAACACGUAUCAGGCCACAAUUGGAAUCGACUUCCUGUCUAAAACCAUGUAUCUGGAGGAUCGAACGGUGCGGCUGCAGCUGUGGGACACGGCGGGCCAGGAGCGCUUCAGGAGCCUGAUCCCCAGCUAUAUCCGAGACUCCACCGUGGCCGUGGUGGUCUACGACAUCACCAAUGUCAACUCCUUCCAGCAGACUUCCAAAUGGAUUGAUGAUGUCAGAACAGAGAGAGGAAGUGAUGUCAUCAUCAUGCUCGUAGGCAAUAAAACAGACCUGGGAGAUAAGAGGCAGAUCACCAUCGAGGAAGGAGAGCAGAGGGCCAAGGAGCUGAGUGUCAUGUUCAUUGAGACCAGCGCCAAGACCGGAUACAACGUCAAACAGCUGUUUCGUCGCGUGGCUGCUGCUCUGCCAGGAAUGGAGAGCAUGCAGGAGACGAGCAAAGAGGGAAUGAUUGACAUCAAGCUGGACAAACCACAGGAGCCGCAGACGACCGAGGGCGGGUGUUCUUGUUAAUACUCAGCACCUGAUUGGGCACCGUCUUCACCACAUGCUUUUUGUUUUGCUUCCUAUUGGUUAGCCAGUUGAAUUCCCAGAUUUGAAUCUGACCUCUUCACCUGAACAUUGGUCAUUACUUGGAGUCACAGUCUACAUAUGAGUAGUAAAAUAGUGUGCUUUGUUAACGAAAUUGCCACAAAAGUCUCAAAAAUAGGAAAAGCAAACAAAACAAACAGAGAAUGUGCCCAAAAAAUCCCAAAAUGUGUGUAUACUUUUUUGAGGGGUAAAAAGUUUGAAUGUUAGGUUUACAUUUUUCUUUUGUAAUUUUGUAUAUCGAAAGAACUGCUCUGAGGUGACACAGACAACACACAAGUUUACAACUUGUGCUUGAAGUUGCUGUGGGACAAAGCGACGCAAAUCCAGCAGUAACUGCUGAGUAUGUAAUGCAUGAACAUGGUUUCUGUUAAGCUGUCCCGGUCUGUCUAAUGUACACAAGCUUGACCAUGUUUACCUUACCUGUGACUUACUGCACUUACGGAGAAAACGUCUUGUCAUACGUUCUGUUUUGCUUCGACAGUUUUGUGCCACUGGACUUGUACUCUUUGAGUUUACCUUCCACUGUCGAGGGUGUGUGUGUAAAUGUAAGCUUUCUAUAGGCAGCUUGAGAAUGGAACUACAGUGGGCCAAGCUGGUUCAUUCUGGACUCCCAGGUUGUUGCCCACAUCACUAACGGAUCUGAUUUAGUUCUUUGUUUACCCUUGUGUGUGAAGUGGUCCACAGACACACUCCCUGCUGAGUCUGUGUUGUGUACUAACUGGCUGUGUAGUUAUACAUAGGUUGACCCCCCCCUCUCCACCACACACACACACACAUACACACACAACACACACACACACCACCCAAGCGCUGUUCCUUAGUCAUUUAUCACUUAGUCAUUUUCAUUCUGUGGAUCUGACGAUUGUUUUUGACAUCGUUUCUUAGAGGAGUUCGAAGAACCGAGAAUCCGUCAUCCUCGGGGUCGAUGAGCAGUGAACAUUUAAACUCUCUUUACAUAGAAACACUCAUAUGCACACGUAGACCUUUCAGGUUAGCUAAGUAGUUAGGCGCUUCACUUGUAAAUAUUCAGCCGUGUAAUCCCAGGUGGACUGUCCACACAGUGCUGCUCUUUUACUUUGCAGUUCCAGUUAGCACUACUGAUGUUAGCGUUAUGCAAUGCUACGUUGCCAUUCUAUAGCCAGGUUAACAUGCUGGUCACUCUGAUCCUGUUUUUAGAGUCGGGGUGGAGCCUAGCGGGUCGGCAUUACGGUCGACCCGUGAUCAAAACACGACUUUGAGUUUUAAAUGUCUUUGAAGUCAGCCGUUAAUGCACUUUUUAAGAACUUCUUCUAGACUUAGUGGAAAUGUAGUCCUGCGGUUGUACAGACGCUGUAAAAACUGUUCGUUAUCUUUAUAACAUUUGGGGUGCCUCGUGGUGAAGGUCAGUAGAGCUCAGCUUGUAGAGGGGCAGCUUGUCUGGUCUGGGCUGGGAGCAUCUGAUCUGGGCCGGGGGUUGGACCCAUGCGUGGGUCUGUAAAGGAUGGUCAUGUAGCGGUACAGUAAAGAGGGGAUCCAUUAUGUAGCUGAGAUCUCUAGGAGAGACAUUGGGAGCGUGUUGUGCUGUCCAGUCUUUACAUGUGUAAAUCGCUGUCUGACACUAGUUAUUCUCUGAAUAGAGAUGAUUGAGGUCGAUGUCCGACUCACAUUGACGCUUACAGCCGUAGCUGCCCUAUAUAAGAAUCGUAUUUUAUAUUGGGUGAAUUCAUUCAUAAAAAAAAAAAAAAAAGGAGGUUGUCUGGAGUACAUCUGAUGUCUAGGAAUGUGUUUCUCCUCUAGCUCAGAAACUCUUCAAGAAGUUUUCAAGGUGGGGCGGCUGGGUGGGGGGUAUUUAAUGAGGAUGUUAUGGGGUAUUUAAUGGUACGUGAUGAUAGAGGAUGUGGUGAUAGAGAAUUUGCCAUAGAGGCCUACUGCCCUUCAUUUUUUUCUGUUACCCCCCCCCCACCCCAACCCCAUCAGAGCACAGCAGAGCCCACUCCCCUGUCCUGUCCUGAUCAUUCUGUAGAAGAACAUUCCUGAAACCCUGAAACAGAAGGAUGUUUGAGUGACACAGCCACAUCAAGGCCAAGAAGAGCAAGUGGCACUGAGGGCCCCUAGGUGGCCGCAAUGUUCGAGGUGUGUCCCAGGUGUGUGUGUGUCCCAGGUGUGUGUGUGUCCCAGGUGUGUGUGUGUCCUGUCAGCGCUCAGACGAGCAGGCCAGGUGUGUGUGUGUCCCAGGUGCGUGUGUGUCCCACGUGUGUGUGUGUCCUGUCAGCGCUCAGACGAGCAGGCCAGGGUCUCUCAGCGCUGGCUCUUCCUUCACACAGCGUAGAGAUCGAGCAUGUCUGUCCAAAUGAUCAAUAAAGAUGUCUUAUUACCAAAACA
Messenger RNA from Osmerus eperlanus (European smelt), 3217 nucleotides. RefSeq names its product RAB6B, member RAS oncogene family a (gene rab6ba). Bases 152 to 778 code for a protein of 208 amino acids. The transcript is spliced from 8 exons. NCBI's taxonomy places the organism in Eukaryota, Metazoa, Chordata, Actinopteri, Osmeriformes, Osmeridae. Gene Ontology annotation, biological process: vesicle-mediated transport. The record is from RefSeq and is a predicted model, not a curated record. Gene Ontology annotation, molecular function: GTP binding; GTPase activity.